Messenger RNA from Sesamum indicum (sesame), 1088 nucleotides. NCBI's taxonomy places the organism in Eukaryota, Viridiplantae, Streptophyta, Magnoliopsida, Lamiales, Pedaliaceae. The record is from RefSeq and is a predicted model, not a curated record.
UUUUCAAGUCAAUAAUCCUUCUAUUAUACUAAAUGGACUUUAACUCUAUAUGCGAAGAAGCAUAAUCACAUGACCUGUCCAACCCCAUCAUUCCUUUUUUCCCGUGAUAAAACACUUCUUCUGAUGAGCUGAAAACCAGACUCAUGUUUUGUUUCAAAACCACAAGACAAUAAGGAUUAGCAGACUAGUGGAUAAAGUUUGGGGGAUUCACAAUGCAAUUAAUCGUGUCUUACAGAUUUGAUGUAUGCUGAUGAUCUUGACUAGAAGAUACAGGAAAUUGAGUGAACUCAUGAUCUUUCAGGUAAAAGGAGGCUUUACAUUUUGUUAUCCAAUUUGUUUCAGUGGGGUCUUUUUAGUGUUAUGUUUUCGGAGUUGGCCGGGAACAGUAUAAGUCAAUCCCACAAGUUCUUCAUCUUGUUGCUUAAAAGCUGUACAAUGAUUGGAAAACAAUUCCAUGUGAGUCCUCAUGGGCUUAUGUUUCUCAAGCUUCCUCCACAUAAUACAUAUCCACCUGCUACAUCCACUACUCAAUCUAAAUUUGUGGAGGAUACAACACUUCUAUGUUCGCCUAUAUAUACAACAGCUCCCUGAGUUACAACCAACAACAACUCCUCAAAAAGCUUUAGCUUUCUCAGUUUUCACUUGUUUCACAAAACUUUCCAGAGAAUUCUAUUUUGGCCUCAGCCAGAUUUACUUUGAUACAACCAUGGCCAUCCGUCAAAUUCUUAGACGAUCUUUGUCAGCUGAAAGAAGAUCAAUUUCAUCAGGAACUGAAGUUCCAAAGGGCCACUUUGCUGUUUAUGUUGGAGAGAGCAAAAAGAAACGCUUCGUUAUUCCAAUAUCAUACUUAAACCAUCCAGCAUUUCAAGAUUUGCUCUGCCAAGCUGAAGAAGAAUUUGGGUUCAGUCAUCCAACCGGUGGUCUAACAAUUCCUUGCAGUGAGGAUUUAUUUGUGGAUAUAACCUCCCGCUUGGCUAGAAGAUGAUAUAUGUACUUUGUUUUAGUGGAACACAGUUUUGUAAUUAGUUGUUCUGAUAUAGGAUAUUUUUCAGGAGAGGAAAUGUAUACCGGAACAAAAUUACAUUGCA